Messenger RNA from Eucalyptus grandis, 1047 nucleotides. RefSeq lists its product as uncharacterized. The coding region runs from base 1 to 1047 and encodes 348 amino acids. The record is from RefSeq and is a predicted model, not a curated record. The transcript has 2 exons. Lineage: Eukaryota; Viridiplantae; Streptophyta; Magnoliopsida; Myrtales; Myrtaceae.
AUGAGGCUCUGCGUUGAAUUUCAAAGGCUCUUCCUAAGCAAAAAUAGGAGAUGGCUUUUUCUAGUGGCAUUAGUUGCCACUACUCACUUGAUGUUUCAGUCUCUGCUGCUUCCGUAUGGAACUGCUCUUCAGUCUUUAUUACCCGACCGAAAGAUUUUGACUGCUGACAAUGCCACCUUCUCAAACACACAUUCCUCUGCAAAAUCCGUGAUGGUUCGCAACCCUCUUACAGUCAACGUUUCAGAAUCUGCAGAAGCUCUUGUGUUUCUUGGAGCGAUUAAAAGCAAUAAGAAUUUUAAUGGUGGAGAGGACAUUGGGCAUUAUGAUGGGCAGAAUAGAGUGGACAGACAAGAACAGAAAAGUAACGCACCUGAAGGUAGCAUUGAUCAUGUGAUUGAAAUGGGUGCAGCUAAUAGGAAGGAGGGCGGUUUGUCCUCCGAUAAAAUCAUGCAUACGAGCAAGAGUCUGGUAAUGCAGGGCAGAGAAUUUGAAAAUCAUACUUUUGUCCCAGUCAUGGCCAGUGAUACACAUAGCGUCUCUUUGGAGCUGACUGUGGAAUUAGACAAUAGAACAUUGUCAGGUGAUAGUCAGUCAGAAACUUUGAGUUUGCCUCAAGAAACGUUGAAAGAUUUGGAAACUGAGUUCCAUUCCACAACACUUACUCCACCUGCCACACCUGCCAGGGCUCUACCAUCUGACACGAACAAUGUGAAAGACUUGAUGUGGAAUGCAAGUAAUUCCUUUCAUUCUGCUGGUGCACAAAAUAUUAGUACAUCUUCGCAAGACCAAUCAUCAGCUACAAUCAAUCCAGGGAAGAAGAAAAUGAGGUGUAAUAUGCCACCUAAAUCAGUUACAACUAUAGAGGAAAUGAACCAUAUAUAUGUGCGGCGCCGAGUAUCUUCUCGUUCAAUGAGGCCAAGAUGGUCCUCAAAAAGGGAUCAGGAAAUUUUAGCUGCCAAGCUGCAAAUUGAGAAUGCUUCAGUUGCUAUCAACAAUCAAGAACUUUAUUCCCCUCUUUUUCGGAAUGUUUCCAUGUUCAUAAGGUGA